AUGUCGUGCGACAACCCCGAAUGUUGUCCCCAGGGGCCGCCGCAGCGAAAGCCGAAGCUGCAGCACCCGCCCAACCUCGACGGCAAAAUUGAGGCGGUGAUGUUGCAGGAACCUGAUGACCUUCUCCUCAAUGAUGACGAGGAUUGGUUUUGCGAGCCGGCAAAUGCUAUCAAGUGCAAAUAUGUCUGGGCCUGGAAAAACUUGCGAUGCUGUAUUUGGAUUCCAAAGAAAUCUGUAUUGCGUGAGAAGCAAAGGGAGCGUGACUUUUGCUACGCGGACGGGGCAUUUUUUAUGCGGAAUAGGCAUCAAGAAAUCGAUCCUCAAAAACUCUGUGGCGCUCCACACAGACGUCAUGGCUCAUGCAGAACGUGCAUGACAAGUCUCAGAAUCUCCAAGGCCAUGACAUAUUUGCAUUUGAUAAACGACGAGGACAUCGACCUGGGCGACGAGAUCGGCACCGAAGGCGUCGAUAUGCCGAAGCGCGCCGAUACCGUGGAAAGCUUUGUGCGGUGGUAUCAAGUGUAAAAAUGUCUGGGUCUGGAAACUUGUAAUGCUAAAAGUGAAUGAUGGACCUACUGCAAUACGCAGCUAUGCAUAACAAAUUUUUUGGCUGCCAUGCCUUACGUAUUCCGCAUGGCAAACUGCGUUUUUGCAUGACAGGUAAGAGGGCCUUUCCGUGCCUAUGCAACACAGAUUCUCGACUCAUGCCAGACAAGCAUGACAAACUUGCAUUCUUUCAGACCCAGACACUUUUGCAUUUGAUAGGUGGGGGAACAUCACUACAACGAACCGCACCCAGCUCGGAGUUUGUGUCGCCCUAGGCAAGUACUACGCCAGGGUGGCAAGGGCACAAGCGGCCGAGCGGCACCAGCUGGAAAAGGAGGAACAGCGGGAGCAGAAGACUAGGGCAAAAACCAAGGCCGCCGAGGCCAAGAAGCGGGCGAGAGAGCUACCGCAGGGCGCCUUUCGCGACGACUGGAUAAACGGGUAUGCCCCGCGCCAGUUUUGGUACCAGUGCUGGCACGCCGCCACGUGUGUUGCCGGCCGUUGUAAAAAAAGAGUCAUGAAACUAAAUGUGGUAGACUACAUGCUGGAACCAGUGUAAGACUUUAGAGAAAUGAACGCUACAUCCUGGAGCUGCUUUCUCUUGACGGGUCAAGGAAUUAGAAUUAGAACACGACGAACACGACGAUGAUCAGCGCGAGGAAUUAGAAUUCAAACACAACGAUCGGCACGACGAUGAAGAUAAGCAGAUGAAAUAAAGGCAAUUGACUUACGCUUGCGCCUUUUUGCCGUGUCGGAAAAUCUACGAGACAACGCAUUGAACUUCGCCGG
This is a messenger RNA of Amoebophrya sp. A120, 1335 nucleotides long. The record is from the annotation of a GenBank genome assembly. Lineage: Eukaryota; Dinophyceae; Syndiniales; Amoebophryaceae.